Alnus glutinosa is the source of this 4372-nucleotide messenger RNA. Its product is annotated as probable ubiquitin-conjugating enzyme E2 24. Bases 1313 to 4081 code for a protein of 922 amino acids. Lineage: Eukaryota; Viridiplantae; Streptophyta; Magnoliopsida; Fagales; Betulaceae. The transcript has 9 exons. The record is from RefSeq and is a predicted model, not a curated record.
UAACCCACAGAGAGAGAGAGAGAGAGAGAGAGAGAGAGAGAGAGAGAGAGAGAGAGAGAGAGAGAGAGAGGAGGGAGAGCUCUAAUGGUUUGGAGGCUCGGGUAUGGCGUGAAGGGCCGGGUUCAGAGGGGAACUUGGCCUCUCUGAAUUCCCUGUUUUUCCUUCUUUCGCCAACAGUGAAUAGUUUUCUUGGCUGAGAAAUCAAGUGUGCGAGAAAGUGCUAGAAACUGAAGAAAAAUCAUUGGAGCCACUUUUUUUCAGUCAGUAAUGUUCUGGGUCGAGUUCCUUUGAUCAGCUUUUUGGAGACUUUAUGCGGGUUUCUGGGUAUUGAUGACAGAAUUUUAGAGUUGCUUAUCAGAGGUGGCGAAUGGUUCUGUGGAGAUGUUAAACUGGUUAGAGAAGUUCUCUUGCCUUUUGGCAGUGAAAAGUGGUUAUGUUGAUAGUCCUCUCUGAGCCAUCAUCCAAUUAGUUGCCAAUUUGCCAUAGAUCCAAUGUUGCUGCAGGUUCAAUUGUGAUGUAUGCUGCUUAGAGAAGCUUUCUUCAGUUUUGGCCAUAUUAUUGAGAUAGCUCUCCAGAGACACUCAAUACGUGGCUGAGUUGCUGUCUAAGAUUGGUUGUUCUGAUUGGAUGGCUUGAACUGAUCUAAUUUCGACCAUGGAUUCAGCUGGUAAUCAAACUCUUUACAUGAGGCAGAUCUCCUUUGGCAGCAGUUACACGUGACAGAAACUUUGGCUUGAUUGUGGGGCAAAUCUCCUUUGGCAAAAUUUUAUUCAAGUUUUCUUUGGUUGGGUUACUUCCCUUGGCUGUGAGUAUUUGAGGAGAGCCUUUUGGCUGGACAGUUAUCAUUUGUCAUCAAUCUACCUGGAACUCCGCCCUUGUAUAGGAAAGUCUCCUGCAAUUAUUUUUCUUAUCCCCGAGGAUCUUUACUACUAUCUGUGUGGUGGAGCUUAUCACACAGUUGCAGCUUGUUGGCUCUUCUGCAUUGAGGAAGUCUCCUUCAGAAGUUUCUUUUAGUGGGAACUUCAGUCCAUUCAUUGGGCAAAUCUCCUUUGGCAUUUGGGGUCGUAACUCGACUCCUGUUAUCCUCCCUUAUAGGGCAAAUCUCCUUUGGCAUCUGUCUCCAAUUUUAGCAUUGGAGACAUCGACACAUUAUCAGAUAUUUGCAUAGAUUGGAAUACUUUUUAUUAUACAAUCUCUUAUCAUCCUUUUGGAAGCAACAACAUCCGAGGAAGUACGUAUUAAGAACAUAAGCUCAAAUUAGGAGUGACACGGGUGUUUGAUUCUCCAGUUCAUUGAAAAAGGCAUCUGAAGGAUGGACACAUUCCUUAGUGACUCUGAUUGGGAGAGUUCUAGUGAGAGCAGUAGCAGUGAGGAUCGGGAGGAAACUGAAUACUUGUACGUUGGGCAGGCUAGGAGCAUUUUGUCAAGUCUCGAGGAGAGCAUUGGAAAAAUUGAUGAUUUUCUCUCAUUUGAGAGGGGAUUUGUACUUGGGGAUUUGGUGUGCUCCAAAACAGACCCAUCCGGACAGAUGGGUAGGGUGGUUGGCAUUGAUAUGUUGGUAGAUUUAGAAAGUGCUCAGGGAAAAAUAAUGAAAAAUGUAAAUUCCAAGAAACUUUUAAAGAUCUGCUCCAUCUCAGUUGGAGAUUAUGUGGUUUGUGGUCCUUGGCUUGGAAUGGUGGACAAAGUAGUUGACAAAGUCACUGUUGUCUUUGAUGAUGGUGCAAAGUGUGAAGUCACUGCAAUGGAGCAAGAGAAUCUAUUGCCAAUUUCUCCCAAUAUACUGGAAGACUCACAGUACCCAUAUUAUCCAGGACAGAGAGUGCAGGUUAGGCGCUCAGAUGUUUCUAAAUCAGCUAGACGAUUAUGCGGAAAUUGGAGGCAAAAUCAAGAUGAAGGAACUGUUUGUGCUGUGGAAGCCGGUUUGGUGUACGUGGAUUGGUUUGCAUCUGUUCCUGUGGGUUGUGACUUGAGUCUGCCUAUACCACCACGUUUACAGGAUUCAAGAAACUUGACUUUGUUAUCAUGUUUUUCAUAUGCAAAUUGGCAGCUUGGUGACUGGUGUAUACUUCCAAGUGGUGACAGUAAGAGUGUGAUGGAGCAGACUUUUCUUAAUGCAUCUACUGGAAAGCUCAUUGAAGAGCACAAGAGCUCGACAAGAGGAUUUAAGAGAAGCCAUAGUUCAAAUUUAGAGGAAAUCUUUGUUAUUAUGAAGACAAGGACUAAAGUUGAUGUCAUGUGGCAGGAUGGUGGUUGCUCUUUUGGACUCGAUUCACAAAAUUUACUCCCUGUGAGUGUUGUAAACAUUUAUGAAUUCUUUCCUGAACAGUUUGUGUUGGAAAAAGGAACUUGUGAUGAUCCACUCAUGUCUAGCAGCCAGAGAUGGGGUGUUGUGCGGUCUGUGGAUGCAAAGGAACGUACUGUAAAGGUACAGUGGACAACUCUGGCUAUGUCUGAAGCCAAUAAUUUGGAUGGAGGCGGGAUGGAGGAAACUUUGAGUGCAUAUGAAUUGGUCGAGCACCCUGAGUUUUCAUAUUGCUUGGGUGAUGUUGUGUUUAGGUUAGUUCAGAACCAGUUUGGUGAUCCAGCUAAAAAAGAUCAUGUAAAGUCAGAAACUGGCAUGGGUGACGAGGCUGCUGUGAAUGGUGAGUACUGCACCAAGGGUCAGAAUCAGUAUCCCAAUAACUCUUAUCUCUCAUGUAUUGGCAAUGUUACUGGCUUCGAAGAUGGUGCUGUGGAGGUGAGAUGGGCUACUGGUUUUGCAACCAAGGUUGCACCUUAUGAGAUAUUUCGGGUUGAUAAAUCUGAAGGUUCAACUGCAACCCAUGUGCUCUUUGAAGAAGAUGCUGAGGAAACGAAUCAAGAGAUGAUUGAACAUGACAAACAAUCUUACAAUCAAAAAGGAAAGGAUUUGUUUGAUUCUGACUGUGCUGGUGAAAAUUGCAAAAAGCAUUCAUGGGAGUCUAGUUCCUUUUUUCUUCCUCAAGCCGCCUUUGGAUUUUUAAUGAGCAUUGCGACAAACCUAUUUGGAUCUGUUGGUUCAACUUCACUUACAUGCCCAGUUGUAUCUAGCCUUAUUUCUGAAGAUGGAGAUGAACCUGGGAUUCUCCCUGAGAAUGAAGUAUUGGAAACUUGUGAUCUGUUACAAACGUUUAGAAAGACAAGUUUAGAUCAUGAAGUGAAAGAGACCCUAGAUAAUGAAGCUCUUCGAUUUUCAGCAACCACCGAGAACUCUCAUCAGUUUAUGCAGUUUGAUAUGGUUGGUGAUUGCUCAGACCAUCACUUUCUUAGUGCUGGUAAAGGAUUGGCAUUGUCUCAGGUGAAAAGAAGUUGGCUAAAGAAGGUUCAGCAAGAAUGGAGCAUUCUAGAGAAAAAUCUUCCUGAAACAAUCUAUGUCCGUGUCUUUGACGAAAGGAUGGAUCUACUGCGGGCAGUUAUUGUUGGUGCACCUGGAACUCCAUAUCAUGAUGGGCUUUUCUUCUUUGAUAUUUUCCUUCCUCUGGAGUACCCAAAUGAACCACCUAUGGUGCACUACAAUUCAGGUGGUCUCCGUGUCAACCCUAACUUGUAUGAAUCUGGAAAGGUCUGUCUCAGUCUUCUCAAUACAUGGACGGGUACAGGCUCUGAAGUAUGGAAUCCAGCGAGCUCAACUAUCCUUCAGGUUCUCCUCUCCCUCCAGGCCCUUGUGCUUAAUGAAAAGCCUUAUUUCAAUGAGGCUGGAUAUGAUAAGCAGAUUGGAAGAGCUGAGGGAGAGAAAAACUCAGUAAGCUACAACGAAAAUGCAUUCCUUGUGACCUGCAAGUCCAUGCUAUACCUACUUCGGAAGCCACCUAAGCACUUUGAGGCACUAGUGGAGGAGCACUUCAGGCAACGCUCCCAAUAUAUUCUAAUGGCUUGUAAGGCAUAUAUGGAAGGAGCCUCAGUGGGGUGUGCUUUUGAAUGCGGAAAAACCGACGACGGCAAAAAUUCAAGGGGAAAUUCUACCGGAUUCAAAAUCAUGCUUGCUAAGCUCUUGCCAAAGCUUGUCGAGGCGUUUGCAGACAAGGGCAUGGAUUGCAGCCAGUUUAUUGAGCCUGAAAAAUGAAUUUGCUACAAACUCCAGGUGCUAUAGAAUUGCCUUACCAAGACAUCUCUAUCAUGUUUAUAAAUCUGUAUAAUAUCAACAUGUGCUUGGCAAAAGCCUUGUCAUGUUUUCCUAGUUAUGGUUGUUGUGUGUGCAGUAGAAACUGUCUUAAUAUUUCUGUCAAAAAAAAAAGAGAAGAAACUGUCUUAAUAAGGCUUUGUGUUGUAUCUGUACUAUAUUAUGGUUUGCAGACUCUUUGAAAGUUUGAAACUACGAAAUAAGAAGCCAUGGUUGGAUUGGUUUGUUUGAUAA